AUGGAGCACCCUGAGGGACAGCCUCCAGAUCUGUUAGAAAAUGAUUCAACACCAACAGUUUCAACAUCGGAAGCAACCGGCUCAAAAGAUCCCCAAAUUUCUGUCGACAACGAGGAUGAAACCGUUGGCUACCGGGGCGCCGAAAAUGCCAGCUACCAAGUCACCCAAACUGCUGCCGACCACGUCACCAAAGCCGAUGCCGACAGCGGCACCCAGGCUGGCGCCACAGCACCUCAGGAAAACUUACCAGAAGGGAAAGAGAUGAGUAAAAGCCAGGAUGAACCUCCUCACGAACUUGAGAACCAGUUUAUAUUGCGUCUGCCUCUGGAACAUGCAUCUGCUGUCAGGAAGAUACUACAUUCUAGAAGUGUUGCCAUGAAGAAUAAACUCAAAAUUGACUUAUCUUCUGAUGGACGUCAUGCAGUUGUUGAUGUAGAAGAUGUCUCACUAGCUGCAAAGGUGGUUGAUUUGCCAUGUGUUAUUGGAAGUCUGAAAACGCUUGAUAAAAAAACUUUUUAUAAAACAGCAGAUAUUUCUCAGAUGCUUGUGUGCACUGCUGAUGGUGAUCUCCACUCUUCUCCAGAAGAACCAGUUACCUCUACUGAUCUUAAAGUAAUCAGGAAAAAUGAAAAAGAGAGACAGAAAAAAUACAUCUGGAAGCAUGGCAUUACUCCACCACUUAAGAAUGUCAGAAAGAAAAGGUUCCGCAAAACAACAAAAAAGCUCAGCGAUUUCAAACAAAUUGAAGAAAUCAGCUUUCCUGAGUACAUUGAAUCUCCUGAUGUGGAAAAGGAAGUGAAAAGACUCUUGUGUUCAGAUGCUGAAGCUGUCAGUGCUCGAUGGGAAGUCAUUGCUGAAGAUGAAACCAAGGAAAUAGAGAGUCAGGGCUCUAUCCCAGGCUUUGCACUAUCCCCAGGAAUGAGUGACUAUAAGCAGGAUCAUAUCUCAUCAGGAUAUGGUAUGCUUCGGGAGGUGUUCAGUGAUUCUAGCAGUGAUGAUGAUGAUGAUGAUGACGACGACGACGAGGAGGAUGACGACGAGGAGGAGGAUGAUGACGACGAGGAGGAGGAGGAAGAGGAUGAAGAUUAUUAUGAAGAGGAUCUGGAAAGGGAGCUACAGGCCAAGUUCUUUGCAUCUGGCCAGUAUGAGGCAAAGGAAGGAGCCAGUUCAAUAGUUAUGGAUAUUCAGAAGCAGAUUCAUUACAUGGAGAAAAAGCUCCAGGAGAUUCGAUGCAAAGCACAAAGACAGAGGAAUCUCAUAAUGAAAGUGGAAAACCUGGCGCUCAAGAAUCAUUUACAGUCUGUGCUGGAGCAGCUUACAUUACAGGAAAUGCAAAAAAAUGAGCAGCUCAUUUCCCUACAGGAACAACUGAAAUAUUUUUUGAAGUGAGAGAGCCUUCAGCCUGGCACAUGAACCUUGGAUUCACUCUCUAGACUGCUGAAGACUGAAUGAAUUGUAGGUGUUUCUGUCCCUUUCAUUGCCUUAUGUUGAGUCAUUUAUAUUUGUUUAUCUGAACCUUUGUCUGCUAGUCAGAUUUGAAGUUUAGGGUUGUGGAGAAAGGGACAGAAUAUAAAAAAGUAGUAGACCUAAAAACCCAACUCAGUAUGGAACUUGGCUUCUCUUUAUCAAUUUGAGAAUUGCAUCUAUUGCUUCUGUUCUGUUGAUGCCAUCAAAUGAUUUAGCCAUGCUUGCCAAAGACAGAUAGUCUAGCCUGAAGGCCAUCCAGCUGGUUUGCAUAUGUUUCCAGUUCCCUUCCCCUGUUAAUUUUAAAUAUUUCCUAAAACAUAGAAUGAAUCAUUUCUACCAAAGGCUAGGACCUGCCGCAGUGAAUUAAGUGUCUACCUCGCAGCAGUUAACGCUAGGUUGUAUACUGUCUCUGUUAAGGUAAUAGAUGCUGCUUUCCUGCUCAGGGAUGAUUUCUUGCUGCUGCUAUCUUUGUUCUGUUGCAUUUUUAGAAUUGUGUCUGGUUAUUAUUUGCCAGCUAAGAGAAUAGUUAGAGCAGAGAUGAAAUUCUGGGCUAUUAUCCUUAUUCUGAGCCUCUUCAUCCUGCAGAAGAGGUUAGGAAAACUCAGAUGCCUGU
This is a messenger RNA of Neogale vison (American mink), 2080 nucleotides long. It is a transcript of the gene TAF7L, whose product is annotated as TATA-box binding protein associated factor 7 like. Gene Ontology annotation, biological process: transcription initiation at RNA polymerase II promoter; RNA polymerase II preinitiation complex assembly. NCBI's taxonomy places the organism in Eukaryota, Metazoa, Chordata, Mammalia, Carnivora, Mustelidae. Gene Ontology annotation, molecular function: RNA polymerase II general transcription initiation factor activity. Gene Ontology annotation, cellular component: transcription factor TFIID complex. The record is from RefSeq and is a predicted model, not a curated record. The transcript is spliced from 14 exons. Bases 1 to 1389 code for a protein of 462 amino acids.